This is a messenger RNA of Caenorhabditis elegans, 797 nucleotides long. It is a transcript of the gene gpx-3, whose product is annotated as Glutathione peroxidase 3. Lineage: Eukaryota; Metazoa; Nematoda; Chromadorea; Rhabditida; Rhabditidae. Gene Ontology annotation, biological process: cellular oxidant detoxification; response to oxidative stress. The transcript is spliced from 4 exons. Bases 17 to 691 code for a protein of 224 amino acids. The record is from RefSeq and is marked reviewed. Gene Ontology annotation, cellular component: extracellular region. Gene Ontology annotation, molecular function: glutathione peroxidase activity; peroxidase activity.
GAUACAAUCUGGUAACAUGGCACCUGGUUCAGUACUUUCUUUGGCUGUUGCCCUGGCAACUAUUAUUGGUAUCUCUUGCACUGCAACGGUUGAUGAAACAAUGCGUUGGAAAGAAUGUUUGAAUACAAAUCAAAGCAUAUUCGACUUUCAAAUUGAAACUUUGCAAGGAGAAUACACAGAUCUUAGUCAGUACCGAGGAAAAGUAAUUCUUCUCGUCAAUGUUGCAACAUUCUGUGCAUACACUCAACAGUACACUGACUUCAACCCCAUGCUUGAAAAAUAUCAAGCUCAGGGGCUUACGCUUGUUGCCUUCCCAUGCAAUCAGUUCUACCUGCAAGAGCCAGCAGAGAACCACGAGCUUAUGAACGGGCUUACCUAUGUGCGCCCUGGAAAUGGAUGGACUCCACAUCAAGAGCUUCAUAUCUAUGGUAAAAUUGAUGUGAACGGAGACAAUCAUCACCCACUUUACGAGUUUGUUAAGGAGUCUUGCCCACAAACUGUUGACAAAAUUGGAAAAACUGACGAGUUGAUGUACAACCCUGUUCGGCCAUCCGAUAUCACAUGGAACUUUGAGAAGUUCCUUAUUGACAGAAAUGGACAACCAAGAUUCCGCUUCCACCCAACCGCUUGGAGCCACGGAGAUGUUGUCACUCCAUUCAUUGAGCAACUCCUUGCUGAGCCAGCUAAUUAAAACUAACGUUGACUCUUGAACAUUCAGUCUGUACCUAUGUCAAGGUUGAGGUUUAAUCAACCACUGUAAAAUAUUUCAAUGCUAAAUAAAACCAUUCCUAUCGACC